CAAUAUCCGGUUGGAUACCUAAGUGAUGAAUGGCUUUUUGUUCGCUUACUAAGUUGACAGUGGACAUUACAUGCUUAUUCAGAUGGUUAUUAGAAUGCUAAGUGAUGACUGGCGCCACUUGGUUCACACAGACCCUUCAUUCUAUUGGAUGAGCCUGUAGUUUCUCUUUUCACUCUUGGUUGAAGCUACUCGCAAUUUCUUGCGGUUGGAUAACUAUUGGUUUGGUUAAUUGCUCCUGACAUCUCGGCUUUAUAACUGCUUCAUCUAUGUCUAUGUUCUCAAUUGCGUCACACUUUCAACUAUGAUUACCCGAAAUCUCGUUUUUGUACAGCUUUCCUACUUUGGUCUGGCUUCAACUGCUUUUCCGCAUCUGUUAGUCCAAUUCAUUUUCCUCUCUCCGUCUAGACACAGCGGGUUGCCUCCACCGCUUAUUCGCAAGAAAACCAUUGCCCCCAAACCGCCGGUACAGCCACCUCCGAAUUCCUUGAGCAUUCCUGCGCCAAACGCUUCUCGACUACUCUCGACCAAUCAGACUGUACCAUGUGAUACGCGCAGCGCAUCUCCUGUGGUGCUUGACACCAAAUCGCUCGACGUUAACUCCGUUAAUGAUGCCAGUCCCAGUAUAACCGAUGCGGAUCAUCGUUCGGUCUCUCAACCAAAAGAUGAUCGCCCAAAGCGACCCUUGCCACCUUCGUUCGCAUGA
Dicrocoelium dendriticum is the source of this 703-nucleotide messenger RNA. NCBI's taxonomy places the organism in Eukaryota, Metazoa, Platyhelminthes, Trematoda, Plagiorchiida, Dicrocoeliidae. The record is from the annotation of a GenBank genome assembly.